Molecule: messenger RNA, 1456 nt
Organism: Balearica regulorum gibbericeps (East African grey crowned-crane)
Lineage: Eukaryota; Metazoa; Chordata; Aves; Gruiformes; Gruidae
Source: RefSeq, a predicted model, not a curated record
UGAGGCGCCCCCCUCCACCAUUGAUGGGCUGUGCCCCCUGAGCACGGUGCCGGGCGCCCGGGUCUAUGAGGACUAUGACUGCACUCUGAAUCAGACCAACAUCAACGCCAACAGCAACAAGUUCUACAUCAUCCAGCUCCUUGAGCAUAAUGGUGACUACAGCGUCCGGACCCAGUGGGGCCGCGUGGGGGAGGUGGGUCAGUCCAAGCUCAUGGCCUACACCUCCCUGGAGGCUGCCAAGAAGGCCUUUGAGAAGAAGUUUCGGGAGAAGACCAAGAACAACUGGGCAGCGAGGGAGAACUUUGUUACCCAGCCGGGGAAGUACACGCUCAUUGAGGUGCAGCCAGGAGCCAGGCAGGGGGUGGACGUUGCCCUCAGGGUGGAUGGCAUGGAUGGGGACAAGGUCUGCAAGCAGCGGGUGCUGCCCUGCACCUUGGACAAAGCUACGCAGGACCUGGUGUCCCUCAUCUUCAGCAGUGACAUGUUCCGGGAUGCCAUGCAGACCAUGAAUAUCGACGUGAAAAAGAAGCUGCUGAGCAAGCACCAGAUCGCGAAGGGCUUCCAGGUGCUGGAGGAGCUGGAGGCAGCGCUGCAGGAGCAGCCCCCCCAGGCUGCGCGCCUGGAGGACCUCUCCUCCCGCUUCUACAGCAUCAUCCCCCAUAACUUUGGGCGGGCACAGCCACCCCCCAUCAAGUCCCCCGACCUGCUGCGUGCCAAGAAGGACAUGCUGUUGGUGCUGGCGGACAUCGAGCUGGCACAGAGCCUGCAGGCACAGAAGGUGAAGGAGGAGGAGAAGGAAGAAGUCCUCCAUCCGCUGGAUCAGGAUUAUGCCCUGCUCUGCUGCCAGCUUUCCCUGCUGGACCCGGCUUCCCGGGAAUACCAGCUGAUCCAAAAUAACGUGACACAGACUGGGGACAAACUCCGCAUCCUCAACAUCUGGCAGGUGGCUCGAGAUGGUGAGGAUGAGCGCUUCAAAGCCCACGACCUCCUGGAGCACCGGCGUCUGCUUUGGCAUGGCACCAACGUGGCGAUGAUCGCGGCCAUCCUGAAGAGCGGGCUGCGCAUCACGCCCCACUCAGGUGGACGUGUGGGCAAGGGCAUCUACUUCACCUCCGAGAACAGCAAGUCAGCCUGCUAUGCGAGCUGUACGUCCAAGAAGGUUGGCAUCAUGUUCCUGGUGGAGGUGGCCCUGGGCAAGCCUUACCGCAUCACCAGUGAUGACCCCACGCUGUCUCAGCCGCCCGCCGGCUAUGACAGUGUCCUGGCCUGCGGCCAGACAGAGCCAGACCCCGCGCAGGAUGAGGAGGUGCUGCUGGAUGGCAAGAAGGUGCUGGUGUGCCAGGGCAAGCCCAUCCCCAUGCCCGCCUACAAGGACUCCUCCUUCAGCCAGAGCGAGUACCUUAUCUACCAGGAAAGCCAGUGCCGGGUCCGCUACCUUGUCCAGCUCCAGUUCUGA